Molecule: messenger RNA, 858 nt
Organism: Alternaria alternata
Lineage: Eukaryota; Fungi; Ascomycota; Dothideomycetes; Pleosporales; Pleosporaceae
Product: autophagy protein 16
Exons: 2
Coding region: 129-737 (202 amino acids)
Source: RefSeq, a predicted model, not a curated record
GUGACGACCUCCGCACCCGCAAUCGUCCAUGGUGCCCACCUUCAGCCUACUCCCACGUAGCACACCACCAUGAUAGCGAUAGAGACGGCUCGUAUCUCCCUUGAUCUCUCGCGACCCUACCUGCCGCCAUGAGUGAUCCCCUGGCGGAAUAUUUGUCUGCACUCGAUGCGCGUGACGCAAGGGAGAAGGCGCAUGAGGAGUACGUGAACGCCUAUACCAAGCUCGCCGAUAACACGGCACAGUUUGCGAACCAGACACCCUCCGCGGAAGAGUCAGCCCCCGCGGCCAGCGCAUCAAAGGGCAAAGGACCAGCAACGACCGAUGUCUCCUCGCCAUCUGCUAUCGCGCAACUUCGCUCCGAAUUAGCCGUCACUCAGCGCACGCGGGGUGAUCUAGAAAGUCAACUGAGCGCCCUUACUGCCGAGCUGAGCACCCUCAAGGCCUCAGACACGCAACAAAAGCAGCGCAUAGAACAGCUCGAAAAGGUCCGGACACAACUGGAGAGGCGAAGCAAGGAUAGAACGGAGGAGCUCAAGGGCAAGGGGAGGCUUGUGGAGGAGGUACACGACGAAAUGGUUGCGCUGAACCUACAGCUGAACAUGGCGGAGCAGGAGAAGGAGAAAUUGCGCAAAGAGAAUGAAGAGUUGACUAAGAGGUGGGUCAAGAAGAUGGAGGAAGAGGCACGGAAGAUGAAUGAAAGGUCAGGGUGGGAAGACCAGUCACGGAGGAAGAAGUAGAGACAAGACAAACUUUUUGAUCUCGCUGUGUUUUAGGCUGUUGACAGUAAAUCAUAACAUGGCUGUAUUUGCAGUGUCUUGAAUUACACUCGACUUCACUUUCCUAGGACUGCCGGCUUGC